This is a messenger RNA of Glycine soja, 2515 nucleotides long. RefSeq names its product probable Ufm1-specific protease. The coding region runs from base 186 to 2126 and encodes 646 amino acids. The record is from RefSeq and is a predicted model, not a curated record. NCBI's taxonomy places the organism in Eukaryota, Viridiplantae, Streptophyta, Magnoliopsida, Fabales, Fabaceae. The transcript is spliced from 12 exons.
AUGUGACUCCCUCGAAUUUUAGCCGAAUAGAUAUACAGAAUCAACCAGUUCUAAAAGUGUCCACCAGUUCAACCUCUGAAUCCACCGAUCGGUCACCGUUUGGUUUUCGCAACACUAUUUUUUCAAGUGAAAAAAGAAACCGUUUCCCCUGAUUUCAUUUGAAAACACAAACACAGAGGAUUUCAAUGGCGGAUGAUAGCAACCGCAGCGUGAGACUGCUAUGCCGCCCGAAGCAGCUCAACACAAAAGGAUCCGACCCGGGAAUCCAUUUCUGGCUUAUCGGAUCCCCAUUCUUCCCGCCACUCACCGUCGCCUCCUUCCUCCGCCGCAUCCACACGCUCCCCUCCUCCGCUUCCCCCGAUUUGCCCAAAGAAUCUGAGGACCUUCGAACACUCAUCCCCAAAGGCUUCGAAGUCGUUGGAGCCCUAGCUUCUGGGGACGAUACCCACGCUCGCACGGCCGUUGACGCCGCGCGUGCAUUGAUGAACCUUCUCUACGGCGACGGAACAGAUCGACCGGUUAUCGGAGCGGUUUGCGGCUCGGAUUCCGGCGAGCUGCGGUUUGUUGUGUCAGAGAGUGAAAAUGCGACGGGACUCGAAUCUGUUUCGUCGGUAAUAGAGGAAAGGGAUUCGGAGAAGUUUGUGUGGGAGAAUGGUUGCUUGCUUCACUGCGAGCUUCCAAUUAAGUUGCCACUCUAUUAUAGUCUCAAGAAUCCAACUGAUGUUGAGAAAUCAUAUGCACAGGUUACUGAAUCUGUUAUUGCCAAGUUAAGAGACCCUCAGGCUGUGUACAUGUUAGAAAUGUCAAACAAAGCCUCCCGGGAUAUAUCUCCUCCUGUCAUAAUUCGAGGUGUACAAUUAGACUUUAGCACAGACCUCUCCAAGAUCAAGCCUUUGGCUGAGGAUGAUGAUGGCUUCAAUGCAAGCUCACUAUCAUGUUCAUACUUUUCCAUCAGCAGUAAAGCAGGCUCACCAGUUUUUUCUGCAGAGAAUGCAGAUACUAUCCAAGUUAGUGUUCUCUUUAAUAGCUUAGGGUCAUCAUCAGCUUCUACUGUGCCUGUUGCAGAAUACUUUCCAGUCCAGGAAGAAACUAGACUCCUUGUUGUGGAUAUCAAGCUAGAUGUACUCUGCUAUUCUUCCAGGGAGCUUCCACUGAAAUAUGCAGUUUCAAAUUUAAUCAUACCUGGCUUAGUUGACCAAUUAAAUGUAGUGCAGAAGUUGAUGUUGCCUAACCUUUUGGCACAACACCCUCGGCUAAAAUCUUAUCACUUUAGUCCUCCUGGGAUUCUACAUCCAAUAACAGUUUUCUAUGAACUGAGUUUUGGGGAGACAGAAAUGAAGCAAGUUGAAGUUAGGAGAUCCUUGCACUCAAGGUUGGGAUUACCGUAUGAUCGUCCCCUUCUAAGAAUUUCUAAUGCCUUGGAUUUUUCAAAAUUGAAGAACAAUGAUAUGGUCUCUCUACAGAAAGGUUCAACUUUGCUCAGAGAUGUACACAUUGGGAUUCCAAGUAGCGGGGUUACUGGGGGAACUGUUUCCCUUGUUCAAGGUUCAUAUGAAUACUUCCAUUAUCUUCACAAUGGUUAUAAUGAUUCGGGAUGGGGUUGUGCUUACCGCUCUCUCCAGACUAUCAUUUCAUGGUUCCGACUUCAAAACUAUACAUCCAUAGAAGUUCCUUCUCAUAGGGAAAUACAGCAGACACUUGUUGAAAUUGGUGAUAAAGACCCUUCUUUUGUUGGAUCACGAGAUUGGAUCGGUGCCAUUGAAUUGAGCUUUGUUUUGGACAAACUUCUGGGUGUUACGUGCAAAGUCAUCAAUGUUAGAUCUGGAGCUGAGCUUCCAGAAAAAUGUCGAGAGCUAGCGAUGCACUUUGAAAACCAAAGUACACCUGUUAUGAUUGGUGGUGGUUUACUUGCAUAUACACUCUUGGGAGUGGAUUACAAUGAAGCAAGUGGAGAUUGUGCAUUUUUAAUACUUGAUCCCCACUAUACAGGUUCGGAUGACCUAAAGAAAAUAGUCAAUGGAGGAUGGUGUGGGUGGAAAAAGGCUGUUGAUAGCAAGGGAAAGAAUUUCUUCUUGCAUGAUAAGUUUUAUAAUCUCCUGCUGCCACAGAGACCCAACAUGGUUUGAGGCCUAGCUUCUAUUGAAAGAGAGUUCCCAAUUGACACCAAUUUCUUGCAGUGGUAGAGUAAUUUUUCACUUUAGUUAUAUGUGGUUGGGAGUGUAAAGUUAACAGGUAAUUCGUUGCCUCACUUUUGGGUUAUUAAUGUUUUGUAAUUGGAAUCCUGUGACUAAAAGUCUAUAACCAAGAUUUAUCCUGUGACCUGAAUCUUACGGGGAGCUACUUGUGGCUAAAUCUUAGGCAAAAUAUGUUUCAGACUUGGGGAAGGUAGGAUUAAAUCAAUUUUCGUGAAAUACCUUUUGAAGUUUUCGAUACACAUGGUAAAGAGAGAUCUGAAGCUGUCCAUAUCUGUGACUGUGAGCUGGGUCCAAUCAAUCUUAGAGGCAUUACUAUUAAA